Messenger RNA from Ceutorhynchus assimilis (cabbage seed weevil), 4208 nucleotides. The record is from the annotation of a GenBank genome assembly. NCBI's taxonomy places the organism in Eukaryota, Metazoa, Arthropoda, Insecta, Coleoptera, Curculionidae.
UCGGAUGUCGUUGGUUGACCCUAGAGAAGGUACAGAGGUAGCAGUGCAUUUGCAUUGUGGCCAUUGUGCAGUGCAUCCAAUCGACCCUUCGAUCGAAGAUCCUUCAUUUUGCGGUGUUCCUUGUGUAGGUCAACACGUGCAUGUUUUCUCUCCGAUGAAAUUUCAAUUCAUCCUAAGAGAAAAUGGCUAGCCUCAGUGAAAUGUCGCGUAUGUGCCGACUUUGUCUACUCAGAGAUAAUAAAAAAGUGAAAAUUCCAAUUUUUGACGAUUGUGAUAUUAAGCUAUUUGUUAAAAUAAGUGCCUUGUUACCCAUUAAGAUAUCCAAAGAGGAUCAGCUGCCAAAAAAAAUCUGUGAUGGAUGCUUGAACAAGCUUGAUGUGCUAUUCGAGUUUCGGAGAAUCUCUGAAGACUCAGAAAAAACCCUUUUGACUUGGCUCGCUCAGGUGGGCAUCAAAGAUGAUGACCCAACUAUUAGCUUGUUAGCGGAGCAACCUGCCGAACCUGUAGAGACUUCAAUCAAAGAAGAAAUUGAGGAAAAAAUUAUUGAUCUCGAUCUUGCUCAAGACCCUUCCAAUGAUGAGGAGGCUGAAGACGAAACAGAUGAGGAGCCGGCUGCGAAAAGGCCGCGCCGUUCUGCUGCCAUAAAAGCACAGAUGAGUAUUGCUCCUGAAUCUGAUGAUGACGAUAAUGGAGAUGAACCUGAUACGGUGGAUGUUGCAUCCAUCGCCAAAGAAGAAAAUGAAAAUGAGGAGAGUGACUACAAAGAAGAUAAUGUGAAAUUAGAGAAUGAGAGUGAUCAGAGCGAUGAAGACCUUUCAGUACCUGGAACUAGUGCCUACAACCAACCUGGACCCUCAGGCCUUGGCAAGAGCGAAGCUGAAGAACCGACUAAAAUGAAUCCCUCUGAUGAUAUUGUUUUGUCUUUGCUGGAAACUUCCUUCACUCAACGAUCAGAAUUAGAGAAACGUCAAAUCUUGGAGAGUCGACCAACACCAAAAAUCACGGCAGUUUUUAGCGAAAAGAGAGUGGGUCGAGAAAGUUCCAGAUCAUUCCAAACAUCAUGGUAUGAUAGUUACAAAUGGCUUUGCGGGAGUUCAUAUAAACAAAGUUUGUAUUGCUGGCCGUGUAUUUUAUUGGGUAAAGCGAAAAACUCAUGGUGCUCCAAAGAUGGUUUUAAGGACUUGAAAAAUUUUUCUCGUAGUACCAAAAUGCACGAGGCUUCUAAAGAGCACAUAAAAAACUUUAUGGCUGUAGUUCGGUUAGAACAAAAUAGGGCGACCAUUCAGGAUGCGUUGAGGGAAAAUGCCCGUUUAAACUUAAUUUUAUUUAACGAAAAUGUCCGGAAAAAUAGAUUAUUAGUUAGCUAUUUAAUAGAUGUCACACUUACGUUGGGGAAACAAGAACUGCCUUUUCGAGGACAUGAUCAAAGUUUAGAGUCUUUAAAUCGCGGUAAUUUUGAAGAGGUUUUUAAAUGCCUCAUUAAGCGUAAUCAAGAACUUACAGAACACUGCGAAAAAUUUAAUAAUAUUUUCACAGGGCAGUCCAAAACAAUACAAAACAAAUUACUUUUUUUUAUUCAUGAAUAUCUGACAGAUUUUAUUAAAAAUGAAGUUAAUAAUAAAGAAUGUUUUUUUUUCGGUGUAAUGGCAGAUGAUAUAACAGAUAUAACAGAGCGUUCUCAAUGCGCUAUAACUAUUCGAUACGUCUUGAAAGGCAUUCUUCAUGAAAGAUUUUUAGGUUUUUUUGAUGUGAGCGAAAAUCGAACUGCAGAUGCUCUUUAUAAUUUGUUAGAAGGCGUUUUGGAGCCAUAUAAAUUUAGAGAAAGAUUAGUCGCUCAAUGUUAUGACGGGGCCAUUGUUAUGGCUGGCGAGUUAAAUGGACUUCAAGCCAAGAUUAAAUCUUCUGCCCCUUUAGCUUUGUUUACCCAUUGUUGUGCACAUAGGUUAAACCUUGUGCUGCAGCAAGGCACUAAGCAAAUUGAUAAAAGUAGAAUCUAUUUUUGUACUUUAUUAGGUAUACCAACCUAUUUCCAUAAUUCACCAAAGCGCGCAUUUGUUCUCGAUCAAGUAAUCGGAAAAAGGUUACCACGUUCAGUCGAAACGCGUUGGUAUACCCAUUCCAAAAUCCUUAAUUUGAUUGCUGCUGAAUGGGACAACUUGAUAAUAGUUUUUCAAACUAUAAUUGAUGACAAGACAUCAGGUUCCGAAUCGGUGAAUUCGGCAAAGGGAUUUUUAAAACAUUUCCAAGACUUUGACUUCGCUAUUUUGACCAAGAUCUAUUACGAAAUUUUUUCAUUCACAGAUUUACUUUUCCAAAUUCUGCAAACUAAAUUCUUAAACAUAAACUACUGCUCUAAUCAAAUCAAAAUUGCCGCCCAACGAAUUUCUGAACUAAGAAACGAACACAAAUUUAAAGAGUUUUUCAAUUGGGCAAAAAACAAAACUGAAUUACCAAGAAAACGGGGCAAAAGUGACAAUGAAUUGGAAAUAUUUUUGAGCUAUAAAAUAUUGUUCUAUGAAAUUAUAGAUUGUAUUUCCCUUCAAUUAAGUACUCAAUUCAAUAACCUACAGGAUUUAGAUUUUCUUUCAUUAGUAGAUUCUUCAAAAUUUACCGAAUAUGUUAAGAAUUUCCCCGAAAAAUCAUUCCAGUGUUUAUUGAAAAUGUAUCCAAAUGUUUUUGAAAUAGAUAAGCUAAAAAACGAACUUAGUGUUUUAUACAGGGACGAACAAUUUUGUAAUCAAGAUGUACAACAAAUGAUAGAGAUAUUAUACAAGGAAUUUAGAAUUAUCUUUUCGGAAACAUACAAACUGUUCUGCCUAGUCUUAACUAUUCCUGCAACAAGUGUCUCAGUAGAAAGAAAUUUUUCGUGUCUUAAGCGCAUUAAAACUUAUUUAAGAAAUACGAUGACACAAGAGCGCCUAACGGGUUUGUCAACGCUGUCUAUAGAAAAAGGAAUCCUUCAAAGUGUUAGUGAGAAUCCCCAGUUUUAUGAAGACAUUAUUAAUAAAUUUGCAAAUUUGAGAAACUGUCGAAUAGACCUAAUAUAUAAAAAAUAAAAAAAAUUAGAUAUGUAUACAUAUAUAGAAAAUGUAUGUAUUUUGUUUGUGAAGUGUUUAUUUAUUGUUUUACCCUUAUUAAGGCCCUUGCUACUUAUUAUUUUCUAUUUUGUUUUCUAGUAAUAAGAGAAUAGAGAAACAUUAUGUUACAAAUAUAUUUUUAAAAAAUAACCGAGGUGUGUUUUUUAUUGAAUUUUGGGGUCAAAAUUUGAGCUUGGCUCUCAAAAAUUUUGUUUGGGUUAACUCAAAGGAUUUCGCGCGCCUCCGGCGCGGCACCUGUGGUGAGCUUUCCCGAAAUGGGCCUCACCAGUUUGAAUUGUCACGAGCCGCCACUGCAUUUUCCUUUCGUUUUGGCUUGUUCGGUUGGAACUUUUUUGUGACUCGAUGUAUGAUGUUUUCAAAUACAUAAUUUCAAAAGUUCAUCAUUUUGCGAACAUUUUAAGACCUUAACAGGGAAAAUUGGAGUUGUUUUUGAGCUCACCCUAUACAUGUUUUUUACUAGGUUAAAAUUCAAUACAUAUCUAUUCUUUCCAGGGUUGGCAAAUAUCAUGAUAUUUAUAUAAAUAUCCAAUUAUCCGAUAUAUAUCGAUAUAUAUCGGAUUCAGAUAUAUAUCAAAAUUUGGAUAUUUAUUUAUAUUUUUAAUUAUAAGGAAUCUACAACUUAGGACGGGUAUUAUAAAACUAUUUUGACAGAAUAAUUAGAAGUCAACUUCUGGAAUGACGUUACUUCUCAUAGUAAUUCCAGAAGUUAACUUUUAGGUAUCUGUCAAAAUAGUUUCAUGAUACCAGCCCUAAAAACCUAACAUUUCUUAUACCUAUACACAAAUAAAAAUAAAUAAAAUCGCUGUGACUUCCUUCUCAUAAAUAAAAUAAUAAAACUAUAUAAUAGAAAAAAAAAGGCCAUACAAAUACAUAUUAUUGAUAUAUAUCAAGAUAUUUAUCACUGAUAUAUAUCCUGCCAACCCUGAUUCUUUCUGUAUUUCUUAAUUUUAUUUUUGAAUUUUUCCUGAUACAAAAGAAAUCACAAUUUUUGGAAAAAAAUUUUAUUUAGUAUAAAUAAGCUAGUUUUGUAAGCCUCAAGAAAGAAGAUCCCAUAUUCCUGAAGCUGGAGAUGCCCCACUUAACCUGUUUACAAUCCAAAGAUUUUAGUGG